CGUCCAGCGUCGCGUCGGUGCGUCGCUGUCCAGGGUCCUGAGUGAGAGCCAGCGGGCCACACCGGAGGCCUGACAUAACCUGUGAGUUGAGAAGCCCAGGAGCCAUGGAGUUAAGAGUGGGAAACAAGUACCGGCUUGGGAGGAAGAUAGGGAGCGGAUCAUUUGGAGACAUUUACCUCGGUGCUAACAUCGCCACAGGAGAGGAAGUGGCCAUCAAGUUGGAAUGUGUGAAGACCAAACACCCACAGCUCCACAUCGAGAGCAAGUUCUACAAGAUGAUGCAGGGCGGAGUGGGAAUCCCGUCCAUUAAGUGGUGUGGAGCGGAGGGCGACUACAACGUCAUGGUGAUGGAGCUGCUUGGCCCCAGUCUGGAGGAUCUGUUCAACUUCUGCUCCCGCAAGUUCAGCCUGAAAACAGUCCUGCUGCUGGCCGACCAGAUGAUCAGCAGGAUCGAGUACAUCCACUCCAAGAACUUCAUCCACCGGGACGUGAAGCCCGAUAACUUCCUAAUGGGCCUCGGCAAGAAGGGCAACCUGGUGUACAUCAUCGACUUCGGCCUGGCCAAGAAAUACCGCGAUGCCCGAACGCACCAGCACAUCCCGUACCGUGAGAACAAGAACCUGACCGGCACCGCCCGCUACGCCUCCAUCAACACACACCUGGGCAUCGAACAGUCCCGGCGGGAUGACCUGGAGUCUCUGGGCUACGUCCUCAUGUACUUCAACUUGGGCUCUUUGCCCUGGCAGGGCCUCAAGGCCGCCACCAAGAGGCAGAAGUACGAACGCAUCAGCGAGAAGAAAAUGUCCACCCCGAUUGAGGUGCUCUGCAAGGGCUACCCAUCUGAGUUCUCCACCUACCUGAACUUCUGUCGCUCCCUGCGGUUUGAUGACAAACCCGAUUACUCGUACCUGCGGCAGCUCUUCAGGAACCUGUUCCACCGGCAGGGCUUCUCCUACGACUACGUCUUCGACUGGAACAUGCUCAAAUUCGGGGGCAGCAGGACAACAGAGGAUGGAGAGCGGGACAGAAGGGAGGGCAAAGAGGGGGAGGAGCGAGCAGGAGGAGGCCAGAGAGGAGCCGGGGGCCGAGCUUUGCCUCCCGGUCCAAACCCCUCAGCGGCCAACAGAGUUAGGAACGGCCCCGACGCUGCUGCCCCGAACCCGGCCUCCCGCGGGGUCCAGCAGUCAGGAAACCGCUCCCCCCAGGCGGCGGCCCGUGCUGAGCGAGAGAGGAAGGUGGCUAUGAGGCUCCACCGCGGAGCUCCUGCCAACAUCUCCUCCUCGGACCUCACCGCCCGCCUCGACCAAUCACGCAUCACUGCAUCACAGGUCAGUGUGCCAUUUGAACAUCUGGCCAAGUGAGUUUCUUCUGGCUGGCCUGCAGGUCACUGGCAGCAGCAGCUGCAGGGUAUCAAAUACCCCCUCACGUACUUUUCAAACAGUUGGACGAAAACAUGAGUGAAUGGAGGGAGGAGAGAUGAAGAAUCGGGAGGAGGAGGAGCAAGCGUUGCAGGCCCUUUGGAGGGGACGGAGGCGUCGGUGUGUCUGUCAGUGUGCUAAUGUGAACACUGGUGUCCGGACGGAGCCCACGGAGAGAGAGAGAGAGAGAGAGAGUGCUGAAAUGGAAACCAGUGGGAGAAACUCUGGCUGAAACUGGCUGAUUGUGCUUUUUUUGGGGGGCGUGGCUGGAGGAGGGCGGGGUCAAAACAAAAACAACAAUAACAACGACAACAACAACAGGCCCCGCCCCUUCUUCACUUAUUUCCACCUGCCCAUCCACUCAGAGGCUCGACUUGCAAAUAAAAAAAAACAAAAAACAAAAAAAAAACAAGCACAUCGACGUGCACAAAACAGACUGACUUCAGUUGUUCUGUCACUGGUUUACGUCGGGAUACAACGUGUUCUACUAUGUUAACAAAAGAGAA
Myripristis murdjan (pinecone soldierfish) is the source of this 1924-nucleotide messenger RNA. RefSeq names its product casein kinase 1, epsilon (gene csnk1e). The coding region runs from base 105 to 1361 and encodes 418 amino acids. The record is from RefSeq and is a predicted model, not a curated record. The transcript is spliced from 11 exons. Gene Ontology annotation, molecular function: protein kinase activity; ATP binding. Gene Ontology annotation, biological process: protein phosphorylation. Lineage: Eukaryota; Metazoa; Chordata; Actinopteri; Holocentriformes; Holocentridae.